AUGUCCAAUGUUAAAUUAGCAAUAAGAGUUAGACCAUUUACUGAAAAAGAAUUACGAUCUGAGAAGGACCGGGUGGCUGUGGUUGGAGUUUUAGAUGAAAACACAGUUACAAUAACUAACAUCAAAGUAAGUCUCUCAGGUGCUGGAGAUAGUCGCGAGCGCAUUCGACGAUAUCAUGCGGACUAUACCUUUAAUAGUUCUUGCCCUGUCACACAAUCCGCUAACGCUUCACAAGAGAAAGUUUUUGAAUGCAUCGGUCGAUCGGUGAUAUCCAGUGUCUCGCAGGGAUGUUCGGCAUGUGUGCUGGCGUACGGACAAAGCGCUACGGGGAAAACACAUACAAUGUUGGGCACUGAGGCGCAGCCCGGACUGAUACCGAGGAUUUGCAAAGCUUUGUAUGAACAACAAUCUCAAACCUCCGAGUACACGAUCAGUUUCCUGGAGAUAUACAACGAGCGUGUUCACGAUCUUUUGUGUGCGGAGGCGGCGUUGCCUCCUUGUCAUUCCCUACCACGACGCAAAGGCAACGCGUGGAAGGACCUUCGCGUGCGUGAACAUCCACUUAGAGGAACUUAUGUGCAGAAUCUUCGACGUGUGGCCGUUCACAACCCAGAAUCUCUGCUAUCCUUGGUAGCGGAAGGAGUUAAACGACGUCGAACAGCAGCUACUAAACGCAACAGCACCUCAUCACGAUCACAUGCGCUUCUCGAAAUAGCCACCCCUCAUGCUACGCUGCAUCUUGCUGAUCUUGCAGGAAGUGAGAAGGCAAGCUGGGAGGGCUGUGGCGGCGGUAGACAGAAAGAAGGCGCUAAUAUAAACAAAUCUUUGGUAGCGCUUAGUAACGUUAUAUCUGCUCUUGUGAAUGGAGGUCUGGGGCGAGGGAAGUUCGUUCCAUAUCGUGACUCGGCUCUCACUUGGCUUUUGAAAGACUGCUUCACGGGCGGAGCCAACACUUUUAUUAUAGCCACCCUGUCACCGAGUGCCGCAUGCUACGGUGAGUCAGCGUCAACUCUUCGGUGGGCUGCAAGAGCUCGACAGUUACCGACUCCACGUGCCACUAACACCAACACUAACAUAGCUUCAAGAGCGGCUCUACAGGCGCAGUUUAAUCAGUUGAUAUCUGAACUCACUAGAAACCACAUUCGAUACAUUCCUGAAACAGGAAAGAUAACGUUUGACGAACAACAUUGGAAAGUAUGUGAAAAUAAUUCCGAAGACAAUGUUCUAACUAAAGUUGCAAAAAUAGGCAAUAUUAUGAACAUAAUGCGUCCGAAAGUUGACGCAAACUCAGAAUCAACGGCAUCGUCAGUUGCCAGCGGUAGUUCAGAUGUAAUAAAUACAAUGGAUAAAAAUGUAAACAUUACUAACGAAAUAAAUGAAGAAAUGGAUAAGUUAUUUGGAGCAACAUUAGAAAGAACAAGUAGUGGCGAUGAUUUGAAAAUGGUUGCCCCUCUUAGACAUAAAAAAAGACAGUAUAGAUCCCAAGAAGUUUUAGCCAUUGCUGAGACUUCAGAUCUAAUCUGUAACCAAAAUUUGACCAAUAAUUUGCCAAGCCACAGUGAAUUACAAAUAGGUCAUUUGCCUAAAGCAGAAAAACAAAAAGUUUCCCCGAUUACCAUUCUUCAUGACAACCAAAGGGCAGAAAUUGUUGCCUCUGUUACUGAAAGAUUGUACACGAAACUUAAAAAGAAAGAAGAGAGUGCUGUUUCGAAAGUAGAGUCAAUUGUUGACAAAAAAAUUGUGGAACCUCUUAGUGAACUAAAGAUUUGUACCAAUGCACGUCAAAGAUUAAUGGAUUUAAGUCAAAAAGCUAUAAGACAUAGAAGAAGAAUUGGCAUACCGGCACAUACACAGACUAAAAGAAUGGUAACUCGUGUGAAAGAUCAAGCUAUUGAUGUUCAAACUGACUUACACUCAUACAUUCCAGGCGAAAAGCGUUCUCUUACUCUUCAUCGGGAUGCAGCAACAGAAACAGUGCCUAUGACACCGCGUUGUAAAGAGAUAGCAGUUGGGCCGAAUGGUGCUCUGAACUUUAGUGAUAGGUCUACUGGAAUGAAACCCAUUAUUUCUAAGAGCUCUUUCAUGAUGACUGAGAUCGUGGCUAAAUCUGAAAGAUGUACGCAAACACAAGUUCUACCACUACCCAGAAGAAAAAAACACACAAUUAAUCCUACAACAUGUAUUUGCAAGCAUGAAGCUCGUAAUUUGACUGAAGAGUGUGCUGCCCCUCCAGUUAUAAGUAUAAACAUAUCUCAUACGUAUCCUGUAGAUUCAGAAUCUCAAACUUCUGAUGACAAUUCAGCGAAUUUUGUUACAAAUAAUAAAAUACCAAUAAUCGCAACAACUCCAGAUUUAUUAACGAACCAUAGUACUACUGAUGAACCAAACAUAGACAACGAGAAAGACCUAAAUGUUGCGUCAGUAAAUGUCACUAAUGAUGUUAUUAAUCCUACUAGUGAAGGUAGCUCUAAGCCAAUAGUUUUAAAUAGACAAAACGAGGACUUUCCUGAUACAGAUGAUUUAUCCCUACCAAGAGUAAGUCCCAAUGCUGUGAGAAAGGUCAAUCAAACUGAGAUUAAAAAUAUGAUACUUGGGCGCAAUCAAAACAUUUAUCCUUAUAAUAUAGUACUCUCUCCACUAAGAGAAAGAGAUACGAAAAGAUUUGUAACUUUCAAAGAUAUUGGUGCAUCUCAGACGAGUGCCAUUAUUGCUGAGCCUAAACUCGAAUGUGAUACAGAAUGUGACUAUAAUAAUGUAAUUUUUAAUAAUGAGAAUAGGGAAGUGUCAGUUUCUGAUAAUAAUUUUUCUUUAUCGCAUAAAAACGAGAGUACGUAUUCCGAUUCAACAGAAUCUAGUAAAGGAGACACAGGCUCUUUCAUAUGGAAGAAGGGAGAGGAGAAUAAUACCUUAGACAUGCUAAGGAGUAACCAUGUACCGGUUUAUAAAAAAAUUAAAUAUGAAACAGCUAAAGCAAAAGUCUUAAAAGAUUUUCUUAGGUUCGAAGAAAGUGACGAAGAAAAAGAAAGAACUUUACAUAGUUAUAAGUCUAGUGAAGAUGUCAAUGAUACUGUAAGUUCCAGUGAUAGUCAAGAAACAGUUAAUAUAUCUGUCAGGCAGUGUCAUCGUCGCAAACCACAUGUAAAUAAUAAGUUGCACAAGACUAAUAAGAUAUGCCAGUUUCAAAGUAUUGAAAGAAAUCUAUUUGAAUCAUGCGACAAUAUUGAAGAAUCAGUAAGAAGAUACGAAAAUUAUUUGGCAAAUUAUAAAGAAACUGUUAAAACUGAUGGAGGGAAUUCUGCAGUUCGUAGACCUAAAGAUUUUUUGCAACAUCUGGUGCAGUUGCGAAGAGAAGUAGUUAGAGCAGAAAGUGACAAUACGGACAGUUCGAUGGACGUACUCCGUGAAUAG
Molecule: messenger RNA, 3408 nt
Organism: Arctia plantaginis
Lineage: Eukaryota; Metazoa; Arthropoda; Insecta; Lepidoptera; Erebidae
Source: the annotation of a GenBank genome assembly